AUGUCACCUGGUGGUGCACAACCGAGCCAGCCAAACUCAUCAUCUACUCCGCCACACCCCAAUGUACCAGCUCAAGCUGUGAGCUCAAUAAAAACUACCCCAAACAGUCGCGGGGCUGCUACUGUCAGUGAACACAUUGGCCUGGUUGGUACUUGGGUUAAUCAAGUCCGCCCAUGGGUUCAGCAUGACAUCGAGAAGGCUGAGAGAUACCACGUAGAUAAGAUGCUGGAAGUCCUCUUGCAGCGCACUUCUCUAAAUCCAAAGACUGAACAGCCUGACCUCCUGGGAAGGUGUCUCCAGGCCGUUCUAUCAGUUUGCAAUUGGACUGCAAUGCCCAUUGGUAAAGCCCCUGAUAAAGACUUUCAUUCUUCUUGCAUCAAGGACACCCUUGACAAAUAUGUGUUGAAAGGAGUCGAAGAGGACUACUACGAGCCUUUCAUCACAGCCACCAACAUUGCGCUGGCUUGUUUUGACAAUAUCAAGAUCGAAGGAAUGCGUGCUACUUUGGGCAAGCCAGAUAUUGUCUUGCAGCUGAAUGAUAUCAAAAUGACCCAAUCCCACCAGAACACGACAUUGCAACAGCGGCCCGACGUCAUCAUACUUCCUUUGCAAAGCUCACUCGACGCCUUCCAAGAUGGUGAUAUAUUUGGAGACGUGGAGUAUAUCCUCAAGAAUACAAUCAAGGAACCGAAAGCAAAACUCCUUUGGAAAAACGUGCUGGCAUCGAUCGAGUUCAAGAGAAAGAUGAAGAAGUAUCUUCGUGUCCCCUCCUCAUAUGACGUGAAGAGUUAUGUCCCUACAAAGCCAGAAUAUCUGGGAGUAGAAACUCCUGCCACCAAUGCCCCCAAGACCCCAGUGUCAGGCCCUUCGCAGACCCAAGCGAAACAACUUAAAGCUGCCCCUCCAACUAUACACCGUUUGAACCGUCUUAUUGCACAGUCCCCGGCCACGACCAGUAACUCCAGUUCCAAGCACAAGGCAGAGGAACCUUUGCAAUACACUGGCAAGCGAACCAAGACCAGUGAGAUGGAGCCCAAGUUAGAUGUGACUGUCCAAACAGGACUAUAUGCUGCCAAAAUGUUCGCAGCAAAUAUUGCAGUCAAACAUCUCCUUAAUCUUAUUAUCAUCGAUGCUAUUAUCUGGGUCUGGUACUAUGAUCGACAGGGCACUAUUCAAUGCUCGGGCAUCAACUUCAUUGACGAUCUUCCACGAUACAUGGAUUGGGGUCGAAACCCGAACUUCGAAGAAGUUGAGCAAGGAGGUUCACACACAUUGAAAUUGGACGACGAGGAAGAGGGCUCGCAAAUAUUGCAAUCGGAUGACAAGGAAGGAAGUUCUCAAAUGUUGGAAGUCGACGGCAUGGAUCUUCUCUUCCACACCAGCGACAAAGCAAGAGUCACUCACUACGGACUGAAAGGACGGGCCACAAAUGUGGUCCUGGUCACCAGCGAAUACCUAGCUAAGAAAUACCCUGAGGUACAGAAAGAUGGAAUGGUGGCCAAAAUAUUCUGGGCAGAGGAGGGAUGGACUAGCGAGCCGGAGAUCUUGAAAAAGGUUGAAGAGAUUGCCAAGACGGAGAAGGCCGUGGAAGGCCAUACACCUCACCUGCUUUGGCACCACAAGUUCAAAAAUCCUACCUCUGCAAUCCGAGAAGCACUUUGCCUUCCAGAACCCAAGAAGGGCAGCCGCGUGCUCUACAUUCUCGUUUUCUGCAGACUCCAACCCAUCACAAACCUCGAAGGCGAACGUCUUUUCGAUGUGUGGUGUCAAUGCAUCUUGUGUAUGUGGUUCGUUUCGUUUAUGUGGAUCUCCAUUGACACUAUCCCUCCUAACAUGAUGUUUUAUGAGACCGAUAAAGGUGUCCUUAUGGGUGUCUUAAACGACUUUGAUCUAUCAUCGUUGGCAACCACAAAGGGGCCUCUAGGCAAUGAGUGCACAGGCACAGUGCCAUUCAUGGCACUCGAUCUUCUCACCGAAGAAGGUCUACGAGGUGAAGUCGAGCACUUGUAUCGUCACGAUCUUGAGUCCUUCAUGUGGGUUCUCAUCUGGGUCUGCUUGCGUUACAGGAAGGGAGUCCUCUUACCCCCUGAAACUCACCCUUUGGAUGCAUGGGCAACUACAGAGGCUAAGGCAUGUGGCAAGAAGAAGUACUAUUUUAUAGGUCGUAUUUCGCGUUACUGA
Molecule: messenger RNA, 2181 nt
Organism: Suillus paluster
Lineage: Eukaryota; Fungi; Basidiomycota; Agaricomycetes; Boletales; Suillaceae
Exons: 7
Coding region: 1-2181 (726 amino acids)
Source: RefSeq, a predicted model, not a curated record